UGUCAGUGUGUGUGUGUGUGUGAGUGUGCAUAUAAAGCUCCCGACGCGGGCUGGGCUGAUAGUGCCACCUUCCCCACGAAGAUGAACGGACUAAACCAGUUGGUGUUGGUGAUAUUGGUUGUUGCUGCAGCCUGUGAGGCGGGCAUGUUCGGAGCGGGCAACAUCAUGACCCGGAGGUACCCUAACGGACCCACGGAGUUCCAUGACAUGGAGGUACCGAUCUAUGGUCCCAAAACUACUCAGCCCAACGAGGGCCCAACCAACAGUGCCACUGGUAGCCCCGCAGACAGCGCCGUGGUUGGGGUGAGGACUGGCGGUGCGCCCUCCGUAAAUGCGGACGAGGACAGGUGGUGGGAUUUCAAGGAGCCCAAGAUAAACUUAAAUAGAUUCAACUACAAGAAUUACUAUUAAAAAUACCCCACUUUCUACAAGUAAAAUGACACCUGGUUUGGGUGUUUUCUACGUGAAGAACUACCAUACCCAUGUUGUCAACAUUAUUCUACCAGGCCAGUUGAACGAUUAGAUGUUCUCUUAACCAAGAACUUCAACACGUCUUCUACCUCCAUUUUACUGUAGCUACUACUACAGUCAAGGCUACUAAUACUACUACAGCUACAGCUACUGCUACAGCCACAGCAAUGCGCAGCUCUACUGUUUAUAUGACUGUAGAUAGUGAUAGAAGGAGAUAUUUCACAGUCGUCCAGAAGAAUUUACACCUGUAAGCUAUUUUCCUACACAAUAAAAGUAUACAAACCCAA
This is a messenger RNA of Procambarus clarkii (red swamp crayfish), 758 nucleotides long. RefSeq lists its product as uncharacterized. Lineage: Eukaryota; Metazoa; Arthropoda; Malacostraca; Decapoda; Cambaridae. The record is from RefSeq and is a predicted model, not a curated record.